GUUAAUUUUCUUCAUUCUAAUGAACUAUUGUCGUGCUUUUUCUUUUACGUAAUGUGGGAACACGUGUGAAUGUUAACAUAUUGGUUGGAGUUAUGAAGAGAAAUUAUUAUCCAUGGAUAACCGUGGAUACCCGAAAUUCGAACGGGUAUGGAGAUGGUUUUAAUUUUCUAUCUGUUUCACAUGUGGGUAUGGAUAUGGGUAAAACCCGAACUACUUUGGGUAGGGUAACGAAUAUGCACUAUCCGUCCCCGACCCGAUCCAUUGCCAUCCCUACACGCCUGGUAUCAAAUAUCAAUAGCCAGCUGGGCUUGGGCCAAUUCUUUGCUCUGGACUUCAGGAAAACGAAUACAGUCCGGGCCUUUCUCAGCGGGGCCCGAAAGACUUCCCCGUACUAAAAUCAAAUCUCUCUCCCGAAACACGUGCGUCGUGUCGUGUCCCAGCCCCUUUCCCUCCCUCAAUUUCUUCAUCUCCCCCCAACGAAGAGUCGCACACGCAGAUUUUACUCAUCCUAAUCUCAAUCCAGAUCCACAAGAGAAGAAGAAUGGCAUCGCCGGCAGCGAAGAUCGCGUUCCGCAUCGCCGUAGCAGUGAUGGUAAUCACGGUACUGUUCUACGUCGGCCGUCCGCUCUACUGGAAGAUCUCCGCCACCAUCCAAGAGGUCCGCGAGAACAAGCGCACCGUGAAGCAAGGGAUUUCGCAGAUCGUGUACGAGGCGCAGAAAUCGGUGGGGUGGUUCCACGACGAGUCGGAUCCCGGCGGCGUCGUGCGCGAGCAGCGCCGGGCGACUAACCGGAAGCUGCUGCAGUUCGUCGGCCGGGUUGGAUCGUUGUAGAGAGCCGCAGAAACCACGAUUCCUUUCCUCCUGGUGGGGCAUUUCGUUCAUCACUUGUUUGUUUGUUUGUUGUUAUAGAGAAAGGAAAUAAUUCCCGGGAAGGGAGAAGAAGACAUUCUCUCCGGCUAGGAUAGUAAUUUUUGUAAUCCUAUGUAUCGUAGCGCUGCCUGCCUAAGAGUUGGAAGAAGAAGAGGUAAUAAUACAUUUCACUGAGGUUCAAAUCUUCUGUGUAUCGUUCCAAUUUUAUCGGAAGUAUCUGAACAGACUUUCAGAUGAGUUGGAUUAGAAUUAUCAUUUGGUUUUUGCUUUCAAUGAGCAUAGGUCUCUCGAUUGCAAUUCGGCUAUGGUGCUUUGCUUAUGGUGAUUUUCUCACUGCGAAUUUGUUUGUGUUUAUGCUCGAUUCGGCUUGGGAUACUGUUCUAAUAAUGUUCAUUGGUGUUAGAAUGUUCUAGUGCAUUUCACCACGACAGUUGAAUUGUGUUUUCGUGAUUUACCACGGUUAUGUCGAAUUGUCGAUUUCGAAUGGCAUUGUCACUAUGUGCAUUCAUUCAACGACUGAACCUGAGACAACAUCAUCAAUUGUGAAAAGCAAUAUCCAACAGCCAUUAUUUGCAUUAUGAUGGAGGGAUUUGGGAUUAGGACAGUGGUCUGAUUACCCUGCUCGUGCUCGGCUGUGGGAGGUUUCCAACGGAUCUUGUUUUUUUUGUGAUUGGGCCUUUAAUGGGUUUAAGCCAUUCAUGUAGUGGAGGCCCAGCCCUCGGUUCUUUUCUUUUCUUCUGUUCUUUCGCAUAAGGAGACCUCUCCCUUUUUGGGAUUGAUGACCGGUUCUCGUAUGUUUGCAAGAUCUUCUAGCCGUAUGAAAUGGUUGUAUGAUGAUUAAAUUAUAGUUUCAACAUGAGAUAUUCCUUUACUCACUAAUACAACAUUCAGUAUGAUUUUAUGUGAAAGACAUUUGAAUUUGUGAUUGAUAUGUAAAUAUGUUACUUCCGAUGUUUCUACUUACGAACAAUUAUAUUUUACGAAAAGAAGAUUGGUAAAAGUUCCGGAUUGGUUGACUUUUGGGGUGAGGUGUAAAUUGGUGAGUGUUAUGAAAGUAGUUGAAUUUUGGAAUGAAGAGAAAUAAGUUGAGUCAGACUAGACUUGAAAUUAAUAGUUCAAUGCACUAGAAGAAGGAAUUCAGUUGACUCUCCGCCUAAUCAGCUGAUUAUGUGGCUCUCAUGCCUUGUUGCGUCGAUGAUGAUUAAGUCAAUUGAGAAAAUUGUAGAGAGAAAAGUAGAUACAAAGUGAAAUUAUUCAUAUGAGACUUAUCGUUUUUCAAAAUUUCCCCCCUCCAUUCUGGAUUUAUGAAGUAGAUUGUCACCUUUAGUCAAGUCUGAUAAUUUCUCUGAGUAUGAGGUACGAUCUCCACUUGCAAGACUAGGUUGAUCGUCACAUCUCUCAUCUGUUCGACACUUGAUAUCUUAAACAUUACACUUAGUCAGUCCGAUGACGCUUCCUGUUUUAAACGACAUCAGGUGGUUUCAUGACGCUUUGUUAGCAUUUAGCUUAGCUAACGCAAUAGUGAAGUUGAGGGCGAUCAUUUUCACUCACAUAUAGAAGAUUAUUGUAGGGUUCCAACUUCCCAUUUCAACAUUCAGUGAUAUGAUUGAUAUAAUUAAAUGAAUCUUCUCAUGGUCCAUGAUGAUUAAGUGUUGUAGAGCAAGGGUGGACCGUGGACCUAAUGCUACACUAGUAUGAUUCCCCUUCAUGCGCACUAAUCCUUAAUUGCUUCCCCCUUUUGUGAUUAACUUAAUCUUAUAACAAAAUCAAUGAAGACCCUAAUCAUCAAUUUGGAUAUGCGCUCCUAUCCAGCUUCUUCCUUCCCAUUAAGCAUCAUAUGCAAAGUCCACGCGUGAUUAACUUUUAAUUUGGUGGCUCAUUCUUCCUCCUUAAUUCUACAUAACACUUCUCAUAGUCUCCUCUUUAAAUUGUCCACCGCAACUACUUCAUAAUUAAGCCAACUUUCAUGAUAUCAUGUAAGUAGGAACAAGGUAAGGUGACUUGAUUUGUUGCAAUCUCCAUUAUAAAUAAAUUAGAGUUGUUAAAAUCGACUCGAAUUGAACGGUCGGAACGGUAAAAAUUAGACUCAACCACGAAGCCGGCUCUCUUGAACCGGUCAGUCCGUGAACAGUUCGAGCGAUUAAUUGCUCGGAGCGACAGAACCAGACAACUAAUUUGAUGCCGAGAUUUGAGCUCAGACCCUCUUAGUGACAUGCGACAACACAAGCUUUUUACCAACGGUGAUGUCUCUAUUUUGUGUCAACAUGCACAUAAAUUAGAAUAUUCAACGUUUGAAGUGUGGAAUUUAGAAAAUUUUAGCACUCAUCUUUGUUUAUGAGUAAUGUGUUUUUAUCUUAGAUUUAUAGUUUAAUAUGUUAGUUUGUGUAUUCUUUUUUAUAGUAAUCUUAUUUAUGAAUCAUGAUGCACUGGUUCGUUAACAGUUUUAACUGUUUAAUACCGAUUAAACCAAUAAAGUGUGAACUACUCGUUACGCCGAUUGAUACUAUGAUUCGGUUCUAAAAAUAUUGGAGCCAGACAUUGAGAGUCGGUCAAAAAUCGAUUUACAAUAGUCAGGGGCGUAGCCAGGAUUUUGUGGAGGGUGAGUCCAUUUAGAAAAAAUACAUACGAUAAAAUAAUUUUGUUAGCUUUCUAAAUCGUUCAUGAUAUAAUUUUGUAUUUGCAAAAACUUGGUAAAUUAAAUUAUAUGUCAAAACUAACAAGAAUAUAUCACCAUAUAUGUAUAAACAAUUAUUUAUGAUUUAGUUAGACAUUUGCUUUUGAAUCGUGUUCUUCAUCAAGACCGUUUAGUAUCAUUAACUCGAGUUGUUAGGAAAGAUUUAAUAAUGAAUCUAAUACUAUUUAGUAUUUACUAACACUUUCCUGCUUACUACAACCAACUUAUGCGUGCUUAAAGUUUACGUAAAUGUGAAUAUCAUGUGUUUAACAAAUGGGGUUACAAAGAUUCGAACAAAUGAUAUCUCGGUCAACCAUUCUCAAUUAGAAGUGCCCUAAAUUUCAUUCUCAAUUAACUAUUAUACUAAUUUACUCAUUUUCAUCCUUAGGAAACACCUGUUACAAUCUCCCUACCCCUGAUUGAAAUAAAAUUAUUUUUACAAAUUAAUUAUGAUUUGGUGGAAAUUUGUUGUAAAUAUUCAAUACAUAGAUCUUCAAUUUUGGGCGAAUCAUAUACAUCAUUAUCAUUUGUACAUAGCUCGUUAUAAAUACAUUGAAUAUGUCAAC
Linum trigynum is the source of this 4111-nucleotide messenger RNA. The record is from the annotation of a GenBank genome assembly. NCBI's taxonomy places the organism in Eukaryota, Viridiplantae, Streptophyta, Magnoliopsida, Malpighiales, Linaceae.